GGCUGUCCCGUUGCCUUUUGAAGCCUGUGUAACUCUAGAGCUGCACUCAGAGGUCCCUUCCAACCACGGUGAUUCUGUGAUUUUCAACCCUGGCAGCUGCCAGAUUCUCCUGCCUCCCCCUUCCCCUGUGGGCAGGGGGAGGACUGACCCUAGAUUUUGGGGGUUUCCCCCCAUUUCCCCCACAUGCUCUUCUUCCAGGCACUUCUAGAGGACAGGAGAGCUGUGCUGCCCUGAAGCGCGGUGACAGCCACGAUUGGUGCUGCAAGAUGAUGGUGGAGUCGGAAGAGCGAGGCAAUGGGAUCCACAGCCUCGACUUGCCCCGGCGCUGCCCGGAGCUGGGGAAAUCCAGCAGCCCCUCUUGUGCCUGCCUGCGGGAACGCUGGCUCAGGCUGCUGCAGUCAGCGGGGCCAGCGCUGCAUGACAGGCUGGCUGGGCUGAAGGUGCUUCUCCUGAACAUCAGCAGGGCUGUCACCCGUGAUGUCCUCAUCACCUUCUCCCCUACAGAGGGCCCUACCAUGCUGAACACAACGGAGAACAGGAACGCAGGCAAAAUCCAGCUCCCCAGGGAGUUAUUCCGGUCCCUCAGCAGCCAGACAGUGCGUGUGGUGGUGACAGUCCUCAACAUCCAGCAGAUUGGCAUGUUUGAGGAGGUCAACCAGACGGGGCAGGUCAUGGACAACACUGUGGUGGGCAUCACGGUGGGAAAGACAAGCAUCUCCGGGCUGCAGGAUCCUGUGCAGCUCACCUUCGCCCACAGGCAGCUGCCCCGUGCUGUCACCCAGCAAUGUGUCUUCUGGGAUCUCAGCAAAGGGCACACAGGAGGCUGGAACAGCAGCGGAUGUGUGACACAGCCUGGGGAUAAGGAGACAGUCUGCUCCUGCAACCAUCUCACCUUCUUCACCCUCCUCCUGAACCCAGCUCUGGACAGAUCCACAGCGCAAGCCCUGAUGGCUGUUGCCACUGCUGGCUGUGGGGUAGCCGUGGCUUUCUCCAUCUUCACCAUUGCCUUCUGCAUCUUCUUAAGGUGCAGGUUCAGGUUCGAGGAGACCCUCUGCAUCAACCUGGGGCUACACAUGAACCUCGUUGGCAGCCUGGUCCUCCUCAACCUGGCCUUCCUGCUCAACAGUGGGCUCUCCAGUGGGACCCAGCCAUGGGCCUGCAGGGUCCUGGGGGGGCUCACCCACUACUGCCUGCUCUGCUGCUUCACCUGGACAGCACUGGAGGGCUUUCACUUCUACCUCCUCUUCAUCAAGGUCCUCGGCACCUACAUUCACCAUUACCUGGUGAAGCUGUGCCUGGUUGGCUGGGGCUUCCCUGUUCUUGUCGUGUUAGUGGCAGGAGUCAUCGGCAGCUACGGAGAAUACCGCAUCCAGACCAUGGACGACCAGGUCAUAGCCCACCUGUGCUGGAUCACUUCCAAACGUCUCCUGGUGCACUACAUCACCAACUGUGGCUACUUUGGCCUCAUCUUCCUCUUCAACAUGGCUGUCUUCGGGGUGGUGACCCAGAAGAGCUGCUGCCUGCGGGCCACGGGGGCUGUGCAGGGGGACCGUAAAGCCUGGAAGGUGGCCUUGGUGGCAGUGGGGCUCUUCUGCCUGCUGGGAGCCACCUGGGCCCCAGUGUUCCUCACCUACAGUACCUCCUCUGCGCCCAUGCUCUACCUGUUCACCAUCCUCAACUCUCUCCAAGGAGUCUUCAUAUUCAUCUGGCUGGUUGUCCUCUACUACCCAAAGACAAAGGAGACCACUGGCUCGCUCUCCCACAUCAUCAGACAUGACAAAACCACCGCAGCCUCCCAGGACUAGCUGCUGGCUAGACCUCCCUCCCUGCCUGUGUGUGCAGCUGCUGAGAGCAAGCUUCAAUCCUGAUGGAUGCAGCUUUCCAUGGAGGACAAGAGCUUAGUUUAUCCUUCAGUGGGCAUGAUCCACCCUAGCAGGGCUCUUUGCUUUGUCUCUCUCAUUCCCUGUGGUCUACCUUGGGCUGCAGAGAUGUCCCUUCUGCCAAAGUCCCUUCUGCUGCAGCUCCCCCAUGGUCUCGAUGUGCCCCUGAGCUUGUUCCUGAGAGGAUCUCACGGGCGAGGAGGGAGUGCACAACCCACCUGCCUUCAGCCAGGACGGAGCCAGCCCCUUCUUUGCUAGAGGUGGCACCUGGUGCCCACAGCCCAGCAGUGGGUUUUCCUGCUGUUGGACGUGGGAGGAUUGACCCAGGAGGCUCAAGUCUGGGAAUUAGCAAAAAAAGAGAAAUCCCCACAAGCUUCUUUACGAUAUGUCCUCUCCAAAUGGACAAGAGCCUAGCCCUUCAGGCAGAGAUCUGCCCGAUGUCCCUCCUGCAAAACAUCCUCUUGUCUUUUCCUUAUCUGUUUUUUCACUAUUAAAUCUCUGCCAGCUGUCUGAA
Messenger RNA from Calidris pugnax (ruff), 2394 nucleotides. RefSeq names its product adhesion G protein-coupled receptor G3 (gene ADGRG3). Gene Ontology annotation, molecular function: G protein-coupled receptor activity. NCBI's taxonomy places the organism in Eukaryota, Metazoa, Chordata, Aves, Charadriiformes, Scolopacidae. The transcript is spliced from 12 exons. Gene Ontology annotation, biological process: adenylate cyclase-activating G protein-coupled receptor signaling pathway; cell surface receptor signaling pathway. The record is from RefSeq and is a predicted model, not a curated record. Gene Ontology annotation, cellular component: membrane. The coding region runs from base 267 to 1805 and encodes 512 amino acids.